GAUUUCAAACAAUGACGUUUUUGACAUUGUUUUGAUCGUAAUCCAAGAAUAUCCCAUGAUAUAAAUAUUACGUGUACUCUAAGCACUGGGUAAAAAAGAUACUGAAUGCUCUAACUGAAAAUGUUUAUAUUUCUUAAAAGCUCGUCAAUAAUUUGUUAAACAUGGAGAUUCCAUAUAGAAAGAUUGCGAUUUACGUAUUGACAUUCGUAGCCUAUGCUUACACUGGCAUGGGCUCGAGUAUGUUACGAAACUUAAAAGAUGCAGUUUUAUCGGCUGAGUCUGUGUUUGGAGACAUGUUUAAGAAUGCUAUUACUGUAGCCGAGAAGUUCAGAUCUCUUCAUGAAGUCUUCGACGCAGCUGUGGAAGAGAACUGCAUAUUUAGUUGCCCUGAAGGAUCGAAACCAGUUCGCAACAGAAACCACAUUCCUUCUUCUGAUGGCUGUGGUUCCCUUGGCUUUGAAAUUGCAUCAGAAUACUUGCCGCUUGAAGAAAUGACGAAAUGUUGUGAUUCACAUGAUAUCUGCUACGAUACUUGUAACAGUGGGAAAGAGGCUUGUGAUCUUGAGUUCAAAAGGUGCCUCUACAACUACUGUGAUAGUUACAAGUCGGUAAAUGUAGCUGGAGAUACAAUUACAAAAGGUUGCAAAGGAGCAGCAAAAUUACUAUUCACUGGCACUCUAACACUUGGUUGUAAGUCCUAUUUGGAUGCACAGAAAAACGCAUGCUAUUGUCCACCAGUAAAAAAUAAUAAAUAUAAGAAAUACCCAGGAAAUGGAGACUUAUAAUCAGGCUUCUUUUUUGCUGUUUGAUUGUCCUUAGUUUACCAAAGAAUGUGGCUAAAAGCUUUUGUGAUAUAUAUUUAUUCAAAUUUUAUUUAAAAGUCUUUGAAUAGGACUCCAACUAGAAUAUGUAGUUCUCACCAAAUUCAAUGGGUCUGAAACUAAAUGUAUUGCACAUGUAUGCAAUAUGGACAGCAUCUCCUCCACCCACAGAUAUCAAAAUAUUCCACACAACUUGUGCAAUGUUCCAUGACAGAAAAAAGUUUGGUGAGAACUGUAUUAAGAAUAAUGUUGAAUUGGAUUAAUUUUAAUAAAUUUCAAAAGAUGGUUGGCAACAUGUGUCAUAAGUCAGGUCCUUAUUAUGAAGUAGGUAUUAAAAUUAGUAUUAAGUGUAAUAUCAAAGUGAUUUAACAUGUACUUUGUUUAUACCUUUUUUAUAUGAAAAAAUAAAAGUUGGUUUGUUUA
This is a messenger RNA of Helicoverpa zea (corn earworm), 1244 nucleotides long. RefSeq names its product group XIIA secretory phospholipase A2 (gene GXIVsPLA2). The record is from RefSeq and is a predicted model, not a curated record. Gene Ontology annotation, biological process: lipid catabolic process; arachidonate secretion; phospholipid metabolic process. The transcript has 3 exons. Gene Ontology annotation, molecular function: calcium ion binding; A2-type glycerophospholipase activity. The coding region runs from base 162 to 785 and encodes 207 amino acids. Lineage: Eukaryota; Metazoa; Arthropoda; Insecta; Lepidoptera; Noctuidae. Gene Ontology annotation, cellular component: extracellular region.